AUGUGUGAGUGUUUCGCGCUUGUGCAGGCUGAUGACAUCGCCAAGCUGUCGGAACAACUGCGCAUAUCAUACGAGGAAGGCUUACAAACGGACCUUGCGGUCGCGAGGUCGAAGGCACGGGAAGAGAAGUUACACAGUGAGCUGGAGCAGGCCCAGCGGCUUUCCGAACAGCAGGUCUCCAUCAUCAACGACAUUGAGGCGCGCAAUCGCCAGCUUGAGAAACAGUUGCCGCAGCUGCAGAAAAUCUGCAACGAGGAAGCUAAUGAGCUGGCCGCGCAACGAGAGUGCUUUGAGCAAUCACACAAAGAGGAGAUGCAAACAAAAGAUUUCGAGAUUCAAGAACUGAGCGCAGUGGAGCAUGCCUCGGCCGAACGCGCUUCUACCUCGAAGACCGAGGAAUUGGCGCGAGCCGAGGCUCGACUGGACAAACAGCAGCUGGAAAUGGUCGCGAAGGCCAACGACAUCGCCCGGCUGAGGGAAGAAUUGCAAAUGUCACGCAGCGAAGGAUUGCAGGGUGACUUGGUGCUUGCACGGGCCAAGGCGCGUGAGGAGAAGCUGAGCAGCGAGCUCGAGGAGGCAAAGCAACUCUGCGGGCAACGAGGGGCCUUGGCUCUGGAUUACGAGGCGCAGCUCCACUUGUCGGAGUUGAGAACGGAAGAACUGGAGAAGAGCUGCAGCAAGCAGAUGCAAGAACUGUCCAUGCAACGCCAACUGGCAUCGUCGUUGCAGUUGCAGCUGGAGGACGAAGAGCGGAAAAACCAGACGUCAUCUCAGAUACAGCUCGAGGUGCAAGCGAAGGAUCUGGAGAUUCAAAGUCUUCGUGCUGAGGUGAGCGCUCUUGCUCACGAUGCCGCCUCGAAUAACGAGGAAUUGGCACAGGCCGAGGCUGCAGCUUGCCAGGUGCUGAGGGCAGAAGUGGCUGCAGAGCAGGAAAAAGUCAGGCAAGCACACGAAGUCCUGCAAACUGUUGCAGGAGGUCCACCUCAAUCGGCUGCUGCGCGGGCAGUCUCUGCUGCUGAACGUUGCAAGAUAUUCGAGGCCGCAGCGCAGAGCGACGCGGCACUGGCGUUGGCGCUUGGCGACCGCCCUCGGCCGGAGAUCACUCAACUUCGAAGCGAAGAUGGCUCCACGCUCUUACAUGCGGCUGCGGCUGGUGGAUCACUACUCACUGCACUGGGCGCACUUCGUUCCGCCGGUGUGCCGCGACAAUACGAGCACGAUCUUCAACAGGAACUGCUCCGACACGAGCAUCUGUCCUACGUCAAUGCGCGUGACUGCGAGCAGCGGUCCGCACUGCUUUGCCACUGCCAGUCGGCAGCGAUUUCUGCCCAAAGCGUGGCGGCGUUGCUGGAACUCCAGGCGAACCCAUCCUUUGAGGACGGCCACGGCUGCACACCCUUCCUGGCUUGCGCCACUCGUGGAAAUUGUGAGGUCAUGAUGUUGCUGCUUCGAGCAACAGGAGGAGCUGUUCUCAGAGACUCGGAUGAGAAUGGCUGGACAGCGCUACACUCCGCAGCCUCAAAGGGCCAUGCAGAUGCUGUGCAGCUGCUGCUGCAGGUGAGUGCAGAUGCUGAGCUGCCUGACGCGGCUGGCCGCCGAGCAGCCGAUCUUGCUCGUUGCGAAGACGUCCUGAAGCUCCUGACGCAGCAAGACGAGGUCGAGACUUCUGCUGCUGGGCAGUCGCAGCCGCGGAUGCCACGCCAGGAGAAGGAAGAGGAGGCCGUCGAAUGCAGACAGGAAGAGACAGAUCCUGAAACGAGGAAUCUGGCUCCAACCAGUCCGACAAGUCCAAGCAGCCCGGGCAAAUAUACCGAGGAGUCCGGCGAUGAGUGGUAG
Symbiodinium sp. CCMP2456 is the source of this 1836-nucleotide messenger RNA. The record is from the annotation of a GenBank genome assembly. NCBI's taxonomy places the organism in Eukaryota, Dinophyceae, Suessiales, Symbiodiniaceae.